Molecule: messenger RNA, 3593 nt
Organism: Elaeis guineensis (African oil palm)
Lineage: Eukaryota; Viridiplantae; Streptophyta; Magnoliopsida; Arecales; Arecaceae
Product: receptor-like protein kinase 7
Biological process (GO): protein phosphorylation
Molecular function (GO): receptor serine/threonine kinase binding; protein kinase activity; ATP binding
Source: RefSeq, a predicted model, not a curated record
AGCCAAGAAAAAAAAAACACAAACUCGUUCUUCCCUCCUCUCCAAAUGUUCCCAUCCGUUCUCUUCUAUCUCCUCCUCUGCCUCCUCCUCUUCGGAGGAGGCAGAGGAGACGGCCAAGACGAGCGCCAAAUUCUAUUAGACCUCAAAACUUCUCUCGGGCUUGACAACAUCAAAGGCUUCGAAUCCUGGACGCCGGACAAUUCCCCAUGCAAUUUCACCGGAAUCGUCUGCAAUUCCGCCAACUCCGUCGCCGAGAUCAACCUAAGGAACAGGGGUUUUUCAGGAGAGCUACCGCUAUCUUCUCUCUGCCAGCUCCCCUCCCUCUCCGAGCUCUCACUCGGAUACAAUCACCUCUUUGGUGAAUUCACCGCCGACAUUAGAAACUGCACCGGCCUCCGGCGCCUGGAUCUCGCCUUCAAUAAACUCACGGGAGUCGUCCCCGACUUGUCCCCUCUCAACAAGCUCGAGGUACUGAAUAUCUCCGAUAACGGGUUCUCGGGUCCGUUCCCGUGGAGCUCUCUCGGUAACCUCACCGAGCUGGCAGUUCUGAGCCUGGGGGAUAACGGGUUCGAGGAAAGCCCAUUUCCGGAGGUGGUCAUGAAUCUAACCAAGCUCACCUGGCUCUACCUCUCUGAAACCAAUAUCAAGGGCGAAAUCCCGCCGUGGAUCGGGAAUCUGACGGAGCUCCGGGAUCUCGAGCUCGCCGACAACUUCCUCUCCGGGGAGAUCCCGCCGGAGAUCGUGAAGCUGAACAAGCUCUGGCAGCUCGAGCUGUACAAUAAUUCGCUCACCGGAACGUUCCCGCCGGGGUUCGGGAACCUCUCCGAUCUCGCCUUCUUCGAUGCUUCCAUGAAUAAUUUGGAAGGGGAUCUUUCCGAGCUCCGUUUCCUCAACAAAUUGAUCUCUCUCCAGCUCUUUUUUAAUAAUUUAUCUGGAGAGGUCCCGCCGGAGUUCGGCGAUUUCAGGUAUCUUGUGAAUCUUUCUUUGUAUAGUAAUCGUCUCUCCGGAAAGCUUCCAGCGAAGCUCGGUAGCUGGGCGGAGUUUAAUUUUAUCGAUGUGUCGACGAAUUUCCUCACCGGCGAGAUCCCACCGGAUAUGUGCCGGAGGGGGACGAUGACGAGGCUGCUCGUGCUGGAGAACAACUUCUCCGGUGGGAUUCCGGCGAGCUAUGCGAAUUGUUCUUCGUUGAGCCGGUUCCGGGUGAGCAACAAUUCGCUCUCCGGCGUGGUUCCAGCCGGGAUCUGGAGCCUCCCGAAGGUGAACAUAAUCGAUCUGGCCGCGAACCAGUUCGAAGGUCCGAUCGACGCCGGGAUCGGGAAAGCCAAAUCACUCAACCAGCUUUUUAUCGGCUACAACCGGUUCUCCGGCGAGUUGCCGCAGGAGAUCUCGGGAGCGUCGUCGCUCGUGCAAUUCGACGCCGCCUACAACCAAUUCUCCGGCCAGAUCCCGGCGAGCAUCGGCGGAAUGAAGCAACUCCAGUCUCUCAACCUCCCGUACAACUCAAUCUCCGGCGAGAUACCGGAAAGCAUAGGCUCGUGCAGCUCUCUCACCACUAUCGAUCUUGCAAGCAACAACCUCGCCGGCCCAAUCCCGGCGAGCAUCGGCGGUCUCCCGAACUUAAACUCGCUGGAUCUCUCCAACAACCACCUCUCCGGCCAGAUCCCGGCGAGCCUCUCUUCUGUCAGAUUCAGCGCUUUAAACCUAUCCAACAACCAACUCACCGGCGCGGUGCCGGCCGGACUUGCUAUCAACGCCUACAUCACCAGCUUCGCCGACAACCCCGGCCUCUGCAGCGAUGACACGCGCUACCUCCGGCGCUGCUCAUCGAAGCUCGGGGGUUCAUCUGACAAGCUCCGCACCAUUCUAACCUGCUUGCUUGCCGUUUUCGCUCUCCUCCUCGCCGCCGUCGGUCUCUUCCUCUUCAUCAAGAAACGCCGGUCCGACCGGAACCGGCGCAUGGCGAAAGAUCCGUCGUGGGAUUUGAAAUCGUUCCGGAUUCUGAGCUUUGACGAGCAGGAGAUCAUCAACUCGAUCAAGCAAGAGAAUUUGAUCGGCAAAGGCGGCUCGGGGAAUGUGUACAGGGUGGAGCUGGUAAGCGGAAAGGUGGUGGCGGUGAAGCACAUCUGGAACGACCCCGCGGCGGCGGCGGCCGCCGCCGCCGCGAUGAACGGCAACUGGGAGAAGAGUGCUAGCACGGCGGCGAUGCUGGCGGGGACGCGGCGGUCGGCGUCGGUGAGGUCGAGGGAGUUCGUGGCGGAGGUGACGACGCUGAGUUCCAUCCGGCACAUCAACGUGGUGAAGCUCUACUGCAGCAUAACGAGCGAGGACGCGAGUCUUCUGGUUUACGAGCACCUGCCCAAUGGGAGCCUAUGGGAGAGGCUGCACGCGGAAACGGGUGGGAAGGUUGGGGGGUUGGGGUGGGAAGCGAGGUACGAGAUCGCGGUGGGGGCCGCGAGGGGGUUGGAGUACCUGCACCACGGCUGGGACCGGCCGAUACUACACCGGGACGUGAAGUCGAGUAAUAUACUGCUGGAUGAGUGCUUCAAGCCUCGGAUUGCCGACUUUGGGCUUGCCAAGGUACUUUACCCGGCAGGAGGUGGGGAUUCCUCGGCACAUGUCAUCCCGGGUACCCACGGCUAUAUCGCCCCCGAAUAUGCGUACACAUGGAAGGUGAACGAGAAGAGCGACGUGUAUAGCUUCGGAGUGGUUCUAAUGGAGCUGGUGACAGGCAAAAGGCCAAUAGAGCCCGAGUUCGGUGACAACAAGGACAUAGUCUACUGGGUAUCCCAGAGGAUGAACAGCGGGGAAAGCGUGGUGGAGCUGCUGGACAAGAGAAUUCCGGACUGGGCGAGGGAGGAGGCUCUCAAGGUGCUGAAAGUUGCGGUGCUCUGCACGGCGAGGCUUCCGGCCAUGAGGCCGUCCAUGAGGACGGUGGUCCAGAUGCUCGAGGAGGCCGGAGCCAAGGGCCAACGCUUGAAGGAUGACAUGGUGGAGAUUGGAGGCUAUAAAUUUGAAGGGAAUGAAGGAUGUGAGAAGGUUAAGCUGAGCCCAUAAUAGAUAGUGUUAAGAAGUCUCCAGACCUCCAAUAUAUGAUCCUACUGGUGUUAUUUUAGAGGGUAGAGAGAAGAAGAUGGAAUCGGACGAGCGAGCUCUAAUUUGUACAUAGGACUUUGGUCGAGUGGAUGAAGACGUGGUUCAUGGAGGCGGAUUAUUCUUAUGGCGGUGACUGGACCACAACUAGAAGCGGCGCAAAAAAGAUACGGCACUUGUUGGAACGCUUUUGGGACACGGAAAGGCAAAAGUCGGCGAACCGAAGGAUUGACGUGACAUGACGGUCCAGGGUAAACUGCUUGGAUCCUUUAAUUGCGACCAUGUAUCCAGCUUUUCGUUGUUUCUUUUGCAGGUAUCCUAGUUUAGGCUGUUGGUCCCUCUUUUUGCUUGCUUUAUACGGCGUGGAAGGUCCGGAGAUAAAUAUCAAGAGAGAAUAAUAGCGAGCUAUGUUUUAUCAUCAGGUUCUUUCUUGGCGUUGCUGUUCUCCCACAUUAUCCUCAUGCCCAGAGGAAUCCAUACAAUUCCUUCAUGUCUUGAGUAAA